Molecule: messenger RNA, 449 nt
Organism: Aphis gossypii (cotton aphid)
Lineage: Eukaryota; Metazoa; Arthropoda; Insecta; Hemiptera; Aphididae
Exons: 2
Coding region: 14-325 (103 amino acids)
Source: RefSeq, a predicted model, not a curated record
CGAUUAUAACAAUAUGAGUAUGAAUGAUGAGGUUAAAUCAUUUAAAUCAGUGAAAAAACAAGACAUACGUAAUAAAAAUAUAAAACAAGUCAAAUCAAAUAAGAAUAAAACAAUGGCUAAAAAAAAUAUUUCAUAUUUGGAUAAUAUUGAAAAAUUACUACAAAAUGAAAAGAUUGAAACUGAUAUCAUAAAUACUAUUACGGUAAAACAAGAUGAUGAUUUGAUAAAUGUUAAAUCUCCAACUGAUGAAAGAAGUUCCGAGUACUGGACCAUCAGCCACUAUAAGAUCAAAAAUAUUAAGAAUGUUGAUAGCAAGAACAGGUAAUAUAAUAUAUUAUAUUAUUUAUAUACGGAGAGACCAGGACUAUUUUCGGAUAAACGCUUUUAUAACGAAUGUAAACUAGUGAAUGAUAUUAAAUCAUUAUCCAUACAAAGACGAUACACAUUGC